GAACGCGCCCGCGGGACGGGGACGGCUCCAUGGGGAUGGCCAAGCUGCGACUGCUCUGCGCCGCGGUGGCUCUGCUGUGCGCGGCUCCGCCGGGACAUCCCGGGGCUGCGCAGCCCGCGGGCGAGGGGGACGGGUACGGGGUGAAGCUGUGCGGCCGCGAGUUCAUCCGCGCCGUCAUCUUCACCUGCGGCGGCUCCCGCUGGAAGCGGCUCUCCCUGCUGGCCGUGGAGCCGGCGCCCGCGGCCGAUUCUGCACAAACAGCAAGUAACAAACCACUGGGAAAUUUCAACCUGCAAUCAAUUUUGGAUCCUGAAGUGGAGCAGAGAAGCAGCCCAUUUCUUGGAUGGGAGACGUUUAAGGACUUGUAUAGUUUAAAUUACUAUAAUGAAUAUGUACCUAUGGCAGGAGACUUCAAAAAACUUGUUCGCCAGAUAGAGGAAGCUGUUCAGAAGGACAGGGGAGGAACAGGAAAUGAAAAUUCCAUGGAAUCAAGCAACUAUCUUUGGGCCAGGUAUCCCAGAAGAAAACGGGAGUCCCUGGGUUUGGCGGGAAUGUGUUGCAAAUGGGGCUGUACUAAAGCUGAAAUUAGUACUAUAUGCAGAGUUUAAUAUCCUCUCUACAUUUAUGCAUGAAAUAAUUAGUGUUUGUUGCAGUGUUACUUGAUUGAAUACUUCUUGGAGGAAGAAAACUCUUGCUGUAUUUUAUUUUCUCUAUAUGUGCCAGUCAAUAUAGCUGGUUUUCUUAAAAAAAAAAAACAACCCAAAUSAACAAAACAAACAAAAUACAAGUGUAAUUGCAAUGAGUUUGUUUUGCUGCAGUAACUUCUAAUCUGGAUUUUUUACUACAUCUUUUCAUUUUAAUGUGGAGCCUUUACACUUAUAUUACAAAUGUAUUAUAUCUUUGUAACACUUU
Malurus melanocephalus (red-backed fairy wren) is the source of this 912-nucleotide messenger RNA. Its product is annotated as relaxin-3-like. NCBI's taxonomy places the organism in Eukaryota, Metazoa, Chordata, Aves, Passeriformes, Maluridae. Gene Ontology annotation, molecular function: hormone activity. The coding region runs from base 30 to 608 and encodes 192 amino acids. The transcript is spliced from 2 exons. Gene Ontology annotation, cellular component: extracellular region. The record is from RefSeq and is a predicted model, not a curated record.